This is a messenger RNA of Paraglomus brasilianum, 1647 nucleotides long. The record is from the annotation of a GenBank genome assembly. NCBI's taxonomy places the organism in Eukaryota, Fungi, Glomeromycota, Glomeromycetes, Paraglomerales, Paraglomeraceae.
AUGUUAUCAGUUGACAUUCCUACAUUUUUCACGACUCUUAAUUAUCCAAAUGUUCUCGCUCUUUCGAUACUCGCCUUUAUUCUGUACACAAUCAACUUUUAUGUCUUGUACUUUAACCGAGAAAAUGCGCUUCCUGGCCCACUUCCUUUACCCAUAGUAGGCAAUCUUUUUCAAUUUGCCAUCCAUGGAGACAUGGCAGCAUGGACUGCUGAUCUUCGCAAGAAGUAUGGUGACAUGUGGGAGGUGUAUCAGGGAUCCGAGAGACACGUAUGGGUCUCGAGAGCCGAUUUGUUGGAUAAACUGUAUAGUGUAUCAACAAAGAGUAAUUACAAAUGUCGAACAAAAGGGAAUAGAGCAAUCGGCGAAAUCAAAAUGCUAAACAAUGGAGUUUAUCUGAAUACAGAUGUGGAUAUUUGGACCUUCAAUAGGAAGAUGAUGAAGCUCGUGUUAACAUCGGCCGAAUUUAUUGACUAUGCUACUAAACAUGUGCCAAAGGUGGUUAAGGAAAUGGAGGGAUAUUGGGCAAGGUUGGGAUACACAGACAAUAGUAGCGAUGGCGAUAAAACCUUUAAUCUUCCAGACUGGUUUCAUGCAUUAUCUUUAGACAGCAUACUGUUCCUGUCUGCUGGUAAGAACGGUUGCGGUCUUGCAUCUCUCUUUGUUUCCAUCUCACCAAAUUCCGCGGUACCUUAUUCGACCGAAACUAUGAACGAGGCCAAGGAACUCCGCAAUUCUUGGUCGACAUUCUUGGACACCUUGCGCACAGCUAUAUUUGUUCCCGACUUUAUUAGAUUGGGAACUCCACAUGGAUUGAUGCAAAGAAGGAAAUAUCUAAAAAAUUUCCACUGGUUGAAUAACAGCCUGUUGACGAUGAUUGGAGAAAAGAGAGCCGAGAUUGAGAGCUACGAUGGCAGUGAUGGGCUAAAGGGCGACUACAAUAUGCUGAGACUGUUGUUGGUUGCGAAUACCCCUCGUGGACCUAGUGUGAACAGGGGAUCGGAUAAAAUAGACAGAGCCAUGACUGACGAUGAGAUUAGGGGAGUGCUGCUAGAAGUGCUCGUUGCGGGUAUAGAAACGUCUGCCAGUCUUAUGUGUUCUGUCAUAUACUUGGUCUGUCGUAACCCAGAAGUGAAGAAAAAAAUACAGGAGGAGGUCGAUCCACUGUUCAGAGAUGACCUGACGCGAGAAUUGCACCUCGAUGAUCUGAAUAAACUUCAUUAUCUUGAAGCCGUCAUCAAAGAAGCCUCGCGUCUUUACACUCCCGGGCCCAUUAAUUACAGACUUGCUUCACAAGAUGAUGACAUUGGUGGAUAUACGUGGAAGGCAGGAACUCAAUUCAUGAUAGACGUAAUUGGCAUUCACAACCAUCGUGCGCACUGGUCUAAUCCUGAUGAAUUCAUUCCUGAGCGGUUUCUUUCCGAGUCUAAAGAUGUUAUUAAACACUCUUUUCAAACAUUUGGAGGAGGGCUACGUAUAUGUCCUGGUCAACAGUAUGCAAUGCUCUUGAUGAAAAUUGUUCUAGCAUCAUUAUAUAGUAGAUACGAUAUAGAGUUGGCCAGUGAAAAUGAGAAACCGGCGACUACGUAUAAGAUUACGCUCUCCUGUCAUGGAUUGAUGGUUAAAAUGAGGAGACGGAACAUUAUUUGA